AUUCUUUUUUAAUGUAUACAGAAUACUCAUAUAUGCAAUUUAUUCCAUUCAAAUUCGAGCUGUGUCUUCAUAUUUUUGCGUAUUCAUUGCAAGUUCAGUUAGCUUCUUCGCUUCUUAGAAGUGCAAAUUUCCAUAAUACAUGUGUGGCCCGCUUACUAUGUCUGGGUUGUCCGUGAAAUACUAUUCAAACUACAUUAUCUAUGAGCAAAGGCAUUGUGAAUGUGGAUUCAACUUGAGGCCAAAAUGUGCCAACACUGACCAAUCUACCGAGAAGUGGAAAAAAGACAGCCUCUACAUCAACAAAGGUGGAAAAUUGAGACAUUUCAACCAUAAAAAGGUCUCAAGACAAAAAGGCGGCUCGUUGAGAGGGCAGGGAUGGAAGUAUGGCUCGGGAUUUGUAGACGGGGUCUUCCCCGUCUUGAGCCCUAUCGCGCUAGAGAUACUCAACUUCGUGCAGAAGGAAGGGGAUGUUAGCAGAAUCUGGUAUUCUUUGGACACUCUGCCUCCUACUAAUACUACUUGGGAUGACUUGAUCAGUAUCGCGGUUCGCCUUCGUUUGAACAAGAAAUGGGACCCGAUCAUAGUGUUGUGCGAAUGGAUGUCGCAACGGAGCACGUUCAAGCCCGAUAUUAUCUGCUACAAUCUGCUCAUAGAGGCUUACGGUCAGAAGCUACACUUCAAGAAGGCCGAAACCAUCUACUUGGACCUCGUUGAAGCACGUUGCAUCCCUACACAGGACACAUACGCGCUUCUUGUCAAGGCGUAUUGCAAGUGCGGGAAGAUGGAGCACGCUGAGGCCGUGUUUGCUGAGAUGCGAAGGAACGGCUUUCCUCCCAGCACAAUUGUUUAUAAUGCAUAUAUUGAUGGGCUAAUGAAAGCAAGAAAAUCUCAGCAUGCUCUUGCUGUAUACCAAAAGAUGAAGAGAGAAAAUUGUGUACCAAAUGUUGAGACUUACACCUUGCUGAUCAACUUAUAUGGGAAGGAUAAUAAAUCUUAUAUGGCAUUAGAGGUGUUUCAAGAGAUGAGAGCUAACAAAUGUAAGCCUAAUAUUUGCACAUACACUGCUUUGGUGAAUGCUUGUGCAAGAGAUGGUUUGUGUGAGAAAGCAGAGGAGAUUUUUGAGCAGAUGCAAGAGGCAGGGCUUGAGCCUGAUGUCUAUGCUUACAAUGCUCUCAUGGAAGCCUACAGCCGUGCAGGUUUCCCUUAUGGCGCAGCGGAAAUCUUUUCACUCAUGCAACAAAUGGGGUGCGAGCCAGAUAGGGCUUCGUAUAACAUAAUGUUGGAUGCGUAUGGUCGAGCCGGUCUCCAUAAGGGUGCACAAGCGGUCUUUGAUGAGAUGCAUCGCCUCGGGAUAGAGCCGACGAUGAAAUCACACAUGCUGUUGAUCUCGGCCUACUCGAGGGCGGGCGACUUCUCAAGGUGCGAGGAGAUUGUGAGGCGGAUGCAGGAGUCGGGGCUCAAGCCGGAUACGUUCGUCCUGAACGCCAUGAUGAACUUGUACGGCCGGCUAGGGCAUCUUGAGAAAAUGGAGGAGGUGCUGGCCGCGAUGGAGGGCGGGGGCGGGUGCAAGCCCGACAUAAGCACGUACAACAUCGCGAUAAAUGCAUACGGGCGCGCGGGGUUCGUGGAGAGGAUGGAAGAGGUGUUUGCGUCGAUCGCGGCGAAGAAUUUGACUGCGGAUGCGGUGACGUGGACGUCUAGGAUUGGAGCAUACUCUAGGAAAAAACAAUAUAUUAGGUGCAUUGAGAUAUUUGAAGAUAUGAUUGAUAGUGGUUGUUAUCCAGAUAGUGGGACUGCUAGAGUGUUGCUCUCUGCUUGCUCUAGUGAUGAGCAAGUUGAGCAAGUUACAAAUGUGAUUAGAACCAUUCAUAGGUAUAGGGGGGAGCAUACGGCCGGUUCGGUCGACUAUCGAACCGAACCAUCUGAAGUGAUGGAUCGAGUUAUAUGAUAUUUUUACAUUGGUUAUCACCUUUAAUUUGAUCGAACACUGAAACCGAUUUUGGCCUA
This is a messenger RNA of Salvia splendens (bonfire salvia), 2007 nucleotides long. Its product is annotated as Tetratricopeptide repeat (TPR)-like superfamily protein. Lineage: Eukaryota; Viridiplantae; Streptophyta; Magnoliopsida; Lamiales; Lamiaceae. Bases 140 to 1948 code for a protein of 602 amino acids. The transcript is spliced from 9 exons. The record is from RefSeq and is a predicted model, not a curated record. Gene Ontology annotation, molecular function: protein binding; mRNA binding.